GGGGCGGAGCUGCGGGAAGCGGCAGCCGUGGCCGCCUCGGCCCCGGGCUGGGAGUAAAGGGUGCCCCGGGAUUGCUGCGAUUCCCCGCCCYGCCGUCGCUGGCCUUCUGCCUCUCGCCGUCCGGCGCGGCCCGCGGCCCUCCCGCCGCCUCCGCGCGGCGCCGGCGGUGUGAGGCAUGAAGCUGAGCAAAGCCCAGUACGAUGAGAUAGCCCAGUUCCUGGGGCACGUGCAGCCCACCCGSCAGAGCCUGAGGAAGCUGAAGGAGAAGUUUCCUAGUCAAUCGCAGUCCACUCUGCUGAGCAUCUUCUCCCAGGAGUACCAGAAACAAAUCAAAAGAACACAUGCCAAGCAUCACACUGCUGAAGCUAUCGAAACUUACUACCAAAGGUACCUGAAUGGGGUGAUGAAAAAUUCAGCUGCCCCAGUAUUACUGGACCUGGCCAAUGAGGUGGACUUUGCCCCAUCAUUGAUGGCUCGUAUUGUGUUGGAAAGGUUUCUACAAGAAAAAGAACAAGCCAUCCCCUCUAAAACUCUUAUAAAUAGUAUGCUACGGGACCCCUCUCAGAUUCCAGAUGGAGUUCUAGCAAAUCAAGUCUAUCAGUGUACUGUGAAUGACUGUUGUUAUGGACCGCUGGUGGACUGCAUCAAACACGCUAUUGGACAUGAGCAUGAAGUCUUGCUACGAGAAAUGCUUUUGGGAAAAAACCUCUCUUUCCUAGCUGAAGAUCAGCUUCGUGCAAAGGGUUAUGACAAAACACCAGACUUUAUUUUGGAAGUGCCAGUAGCUGUAGAAGGACACAUAAUUCAUUGGAUUGAAAGCAAAGCUUCAUUUGGCGAUGAAAGUAGCCACCAAGCCUACUUGCAGGACCAGUUUUGGAGCUACUGGAACAGAUUUGGCCCUGGAUUAGUCAUCUACUGGUACGGAUUUAUUGAAGAGCUGGACUGCCAUCGUGAACGUGGUAUCCUGCUAAAAGACUGCUUCCCUACUGACAUUGUGACUCUGCGACACAGCAUGGCUCAGCGCUGAUGUGGGAGGAAGAGGUAAAUCCGGAAGCAAUUUUACUUUCCUGCAGUGUAAACUAAUGGCAGCAUCUGCCCUGAACUUCAGCUGAACUCCUGCUGCCCGCCUUAUGCUACUGCUGUUUUACACAAACAUAUCAAGAGUUUCUGUUUUGCUUCAGACCUCUGUUGUGAUCAGCCAAAAAAGACAGACACAACCCACUCAUUAUCAGCAGUUCUGUCUCUGUCAAACAGCUAGUUUCGAGACACUCAUAAUCUUUCUUCCUUCCRGAUGGCUUCUUCAGGCAUUCUAAACAAAGACAAAAAUGCAGAGUCUGAAAGGUGGAGCUUUCAGUUCUUCUCCCUGUGACAAAGUCACCUAUAAAAUUGAGUGCUUUUGUGAAUUCACUAUGUGCUAGUGAUGUGACUAAAACACCUACAGUGAUGUGGAGAUUUGGUAAAGACUGGUWUUUUGGGGCUUAAACCAAUAUAAUGCAAUGCUGAUGAAGCCCAAGUGGUAAGAGAGGAUCUUGGCUGUUACACUAAAUAGCCAGAUUUUGAGAGAAUGAGUGGUAUGUUCUGUCACUGAAAAAUCAACAAUGGAAUCCCAAGUUAACCGUUAAAAAAUAAUCCAACUUAGGGGAUUUUGAGAGGGGGUGAAAGUGAAGAACACAUGUUUUAUUGUAUUAGCCUGUGAAGUUUGGGGGUAGUUUUGGGGGAGGUUUAAUAAGUAUUUUAAUGACUCAGAAAUAACUUGUGUUUUGUCUUUUUCGUUCCCUUACCCCCAGGGAAUCUGUACCUAGGAAUUUUUUGUCUUAUCUGACUAAGGAAGGAAUCUGUCUUGACUCCUAUAGGUAUUGUAGCAACUUUCUGUCACAGUGAAGUCCAAAAGAAUAAUGUGCAAGAGCUCUCUAUGUGAGUUAUUUCUGAAGUUUACCAUCCUGGUGUUGAAGAAGAGGAAUUAAAAAACGGAUAAAAGUGCUUCAUACUGGAUCAGUUCCAUGAAACAAAUAAAGCACACAAAUGGUCAGAA
Molecule: messenger RNA, 2032 nt
Organism: Malurus melanocephalus (red-backed fairy wren)
Lineage: Eukaryota; Metazoa; Chordata; Aves; Passeriformes; Maluridae
Gene: CDIN1
Product: CDAN1 interacting nuclease 1
Exons: 11
Coding region: 176-1027 (283 amino acids)
Biological process (GO): erythrocyte differentiation
Cellular component (GO): cytoplasm; nucleus
Source: RefSeq, a predicted model, not a curated record